UGGGAGCGGGUUGCCGCUACGGAGUGUUGUGACUGGGACAUCUGGUGUUGUUGUUGUAGCUUGAUGAAGGCGGCGAGAGUGGAGGUGGUGGAGGCUGGGGCCAGCUGAGCACAGCCAUGAGCGACACUGUCGAGAAGAUGCUCAACCAGGCGGCCUUAGAAGCCCUCUACUCCGCUACUUACGUUGAUAACUUCCUGGAUACUGUAGAGAACCUACCAGAUGAAGUUCAAAGAGAGAUAUCGAGUAUGAGGGAGCUGGAUGUCCGAUAUCAGGCCCUUUUACAAGAUAUGGAAGGACUUCGUGGACAGCUGGAAGGAGAACUCGACUCAAUCUCACUAAAACGUAUAAUGGUUCAGAUCCAGGAUAAACUUAUUUCAACUCAAGAAAUUGGAGAUGACAAGUUGCAAAUUGUACAGCAUAUUCUUGAUAUCAUUGAGAACAGACAGAGGCAGCUUGAAUUAGAUUGUAAAAACUUAGACUUUGGCCAAGAACCAGAAAAGCCUGAAGCAUCCAAAGAUGUGCAGCCAGAAAGAGCCAGCAAGCGGGCACGGAGGACCAGGAAUGAUCAUGCGUCAAAUCAUAAUGAAAAUUCCAACGAUGCUCCUGCCACACCUCACAUAGAGAAGGUGCCAACAAACAAGAGCGCAGCUCAGAAGAAGACUACGAAGAAGAAGAAGCGCAAGGCAAGAGUCGAGAGAGAGCGAGAAGAUUCACCCACAGAAAUUCCCAUUGACCCAGACGAGCCAACCUAUUGCCUUUGUGAACAGGUUUCAUAUGGAGAGAUGAUUGGUUGUGAUAACGACUUGUGCCCAAUUGAAUGGUUCCAUUUCUCGUGUGUGGGACUGACCAACAAGCCGAAGGGGAAAUGGUUCUGCCCGAAGUGCAGGGGAGAGAAGCCAACUGUCAUGAAACCCCGCGCACAGUUCUUGAAGGAACUGGAGAAGUACAAUAAGGAGAAGGAGGAAAAAUCCUAAACAUCUUGAAGUUUUGUGACAAGUUGGUUAGGAUUGUGUAUAUAUAUAUAGUUUUUAAAGAUUUUAUGUAUAUUUCAGAAAAUGAUUAUAUAGUAUAGUGUCAUACAUUAGUAUUAUAUGCAUAUUGCACAUCUUCUGUGGGUCCAUUUCAUCUUCAGUAAUAUCUCAUUAUUUAAUAUCUAAUUAAUACUACCCCAUUUUUGUGCUGGGUUAUGUUUUAGUCGUGUAAGUCCAAGAUCGCUCGGAUUCCUUACUCGGUACUGUACAUCUACACUACAAGUAACCCUCUCCGUCUCGUGUAGUUUUAUUCAUUUAGACUGUAGUACGUUUCUCAUUUUCUCCAAUUUACAGCUUGAUCUCAAAUUUUUGUGAAUUCUUGAAACUAAUAUACCUAGCAGUAAAAUAGGUACCUGGGAGUUAGUCAGCUGUCACAGGCUGCUUCCUGGGGGUGGAGGCCUGGUCGAGGACCGGGCCGCGGGGACACUAAAGCUCCGAAAUCAUCUCAAGAUAACCUCAAGAUAACCAUUGCUCUGAAUUCAUCUAAUUUAUGAUAUUGUCCUGAAAAUAUUUGACUCUUUUUGUUACUGUGACAUUUUAUGAAAUUUUAUUUUGAUACUGUAUUUUUUUAAUGCUAAUACAAUACUACUGUAUUAGGGUUUGAUAUAAUACACUAAAAAAGUGACUUUUCACCACUUGCCGCAUAGUUACCAGUGAUAGUAUAAUAUCCAUUUUGUUGCUGUAUUUGUCAGUAAAUAAUUACAACUUCACUUUAGAAAUGCUAAUGUGCGUAAAUGCAAUUAUUAUUAUUAUUAUUAUUAUUAUUAUUAUUAUUAUUAUUAUUAUUAUUAUUAUAAGGAUUCAUACAUAGAAAUAUGUAUUCAUAUUUAGCAUUUUGCAAUUUUUUGUUUUGGCUACCCAGUGAAAAAGUUCCAGACCUGGGGCCAGAUUCAUGAAGCAGUUACACAAGUACUUACGAACGUGUACAUCUUUCAUCAAUCUUUGACAGCUUUAGUUACAUUUAUCCAACAGUUUACAAGCAUGAUAACUUCCCAAUC
This is a messenger RNA of Procambarus clarkii (red swamp crayfish), 2029 nucleotides long. Its product is annotated as inhibitor of growth protein 1. Lineage: Eukaryota; Metazoa; Arthropoda; Malacostraca; Decapoda; Cambaridae. Gene Ontology annotation, cellular component: nucleus. Gene Ontology annotation, biological process: positive regulation of DNA-templated transcription. The record is from RefSeq and is a predicted model, not a curated record.